AUGAAAGAUCAACUUCCCAGUUACCAAGACGCCCUGAACGUGUCUCCUUCCAACCCGAAUGAAUUGCUACUUAUUCGACUACAGGUCUGGCACUUCUUUGACGUCGGUAGAUCGCCCAUCCUCAACCGCCAGUUUGCCAGAUCUUUCAGGCAAUCUAAUCUUGCUCAUUGGACCGUACGGGAAGUUCACGUCACUGAGCCUAACGACAUGGCCAGUCGUGAUACCUUCGUCCCAGUUCAAGUAAUAGCUGUCCUCCUAGUCCCUGUCCAUGCAAGACAAGAAAAGUCAGGCUUGGUCGACUUUCAACACAAACGCUUCACCGAUGGUGAUCCCCGCGGGAGGGCUCAGUACCAUGUGCGGGGCCUCUUCAGACGCAUCGCCCCGGCGCUCGUGUUCCGAUUUUUUCUUGGGACCGGAAGCAAGCCACUUUUCAUGAGCCUAGUUCCUCUAAAUGUACCACAAGAUCGGAGGAGUAAAUAUGAACAACUGUUCGCCAUAAGUCAGCUGAAGAUCAACGUUCAACAGUUCCUCAGACCUGCGCAACUUGAUGAAAUCGACGCUAUUGCAGCUCUGCUUUCUACUGCUACUGAUGCCCUAUCGGCAUUAUCAUUUAUUGUUGACUUUUUCAUAAUGAUGCAUGCCGAACAGACAAAUCAAUCGCAGUUCACCUCAAUACCCACAAGCGCCGCAUCUCUUGUCUUCGGUUUAGCUGAAUUAUUCAAUAGUAUUCAGAGAAUUGCUCCGAUGGUCAAUGAGUUACAACAAUCAUACGAACGUAGCAUGAUACUUGCUGCAGUGGAUGAGCCAGAAAGAUUAAAUGCCUGGCAACAAGCUGCCGACCCAUUUUUACAGCACCAAACCAAGUUUUCUCGUAUAGCGACAACCCUUCAAAGAAUAAAACGUGGUGAAGCCGUCACCCCGCAAGUGUUGUACACAACAGCUCUAGACCUCCAUGCUAGUAGCUUGGAAUUCACUAGAGUAAGAAGCCGCUUGAAUCCACAAUUAGUCACUGAGCUGGAAACAUACAAGGGCAUGGAGAAGUGGCCAAAGAAUUUUACCGGUGCUGGUAUCGUGAGCGCGGGGGCUGGAGCUAUCCUUCUGGGGUGCAUUGCAUCAAACCCCUUAGGUUGGGCUGUCGCUACUGCAUUUUUGGGUUUAGGUACCCUAUCAACAGGCACUGGAGGCUACCAAUGGAUGAAAGUGUCCAAUAAGAGGAAAGCAAUCCGUAAGGUUCAACAAGACCUUAGAGACCUAGCCAGCGUUUUCAAUGAGGUCCGGCAUGAUAUCGCUGCAUUCAUGUGCAGGACAGUGCUUGGUAUUGAGCUAGACCAUCUAGGUGAUGCAGAGAAGAGAACCUUCCUGGAAAGUUUUGCGGUUGAUGUCGAUGCACUUCAUUACCAAGGUUAUCGCGAAAGCCUUGUUACGAGUGGGAUUGAUAAAGUCCUCAAGUAUUACGAUGAUUUGACCACGGACUUCCGUCAAAUGGUAAGGCAUUGUGGGCUUGACAUUGAUAUCACAGAGACUGAUCAACGAUAA
Molecule: messenger RNA, 1536 nt
Organism: Fusarium poae
Lineage: Eukaryota; Fungi; Ascomycota; Sordariomycetes; Hypocreales; Nectriaceae
Exons: 6
Coding region: 1-1536 (511 amino acids)
Source: RefSeq, a predicted model, not a curated record